Trematomus bernacchii (emerald rockcod) is the source of this 2431-nucleotide messenger RNA. It is a transcript of the gene p2ry4, whose product is annotated as pyrimidinergic receptor P2Y4. Lineage: Eukaryota; Metazoa; Chordata; Actinopteri; Perciformes; Nototheniidae. The record is from RefSeq and is a predicted model, not a curated record. Gene Ontology annotation, biological process: G protein-coupled receptor signaling pathway; transepithelial chloride transport. The transcript has 2 exons. Gene Ontology annotation, molecular function: G protein-coupled purinergic nucleotide receptor activity; G protein-coupled UTP receptor activity. Bases 284 to 1375 code for a protein of 363 amino acids. Gene Ontology annotation, cellular component: plasma membrane.
UCUCUGUGCUCAGUGCACCGUAGAGCUGCAUGUACCCCCCCCCAUCCCAUAAGACUUACACCGAAAAAUAACUUGUAGUGCGUAUCCAAUGUGCUCCAGCUGGACGGCUGACGAAGACGACGGAGGGAGAGGAGCAGCUAGUGGAUCCCGGCUGAAAAGUGAAGACGACUUCUCUGGAGCGACGGGACCGACAGCAGCCUGACGCCAGCCCCGUGUUUAGGAUCCCGUUUGGGGAUCGGUCACCUGCUGCCUUGAAAGUGCUACACUGAGAAGUUGCAUCACAAUGGAGACAAUCAUCAGCAGCCCUGCAUCGCACAACCAGUCGUCGGUGUUCACCACAAUAUUCAACUCGAGCUGUCGCUUUGAUGAGGAGUUCAAAUACAUCCUGCUGCCUGUGUCCUACAGCCUGGUGUUUGUGGUGGGCUUCGUGCUCAAUGCCACCGCUCUGUGGGUGUUCCUGCAGAUGCGCCCGUGGAACCCCAGCACCGUGUUCAUGUUCCACCUCGCCCUGUCCGACUUCCUGUACGUCCUCUCCCUGCCAACCUUGAUCUACUACUACGCCAACCGCAGUCACUGGCCCUUUGGAGUGGUCGCCUGCAAAAUAGUGCGCUUCCUCUUCUAUGCAAACCUCUACUGCAGCAUCCUCCUCCUCACCUGCAUCAGCGUGCACCGUUACCUGGGCAUCUGCCACCCAAUCAAGGCGCUGACCCUUGUGAAGUCCCGCCAUGCCCACCUGGUGUGCGGCAUGGUGUGGGUCAUGGUGAGCGUGUGCCUGGUGCCCAACCUCAUUUUCGUCACCACCUCCAGGAGGGACAAUGACACCCUGUGCCAUGACACCACCAGCCAGGGGGCCUUUGAGGAGUAUGUGGACUACAGCUCUGUGGUCAUGGUGCUCCUGUUUGGCGUCCCGUUUCUGGUCAUUAUGGUGUGUUACUGCUUGAUGGCGCGGGCGCUGUGCCGACCCAGACAGGGAUUGUCUUCCAGCCAGCAGGGCACCGCCACAAGUCAGAAGUCCAUUAAACUCAUCAUCGUGGUGUUGGUGGUGUUUGCUGUGAGCUUCGUUCCAUUUCACAUCACACGGACGCUCUACUACACCUCCCGUGUGUUGAAUCUUGACUGUAAAUUCCUCAACAUUGUCAACUUUACUUACAAGAUCACCAGGCCUCUGGCCAGCAUCAACAGCUGUAUUGACCCAAUCCUGUAUUUCAUGGCUGGGGACCACUACCGGUCCAAAAUGAUAUCUGUUCUGAGAGCAAGAAGACAGACGACAAGCAGCCAGACACCUGAACGUUCACAAACACGGCCGAAAAAUCACCAUGACAUCGCUCUGGCGUAUAAAAACACAGCUCUUAAAGCCAGUGAAGAUUCUGAGUAAUAGUGGGAACUAUUGCAUGAAUCUGAAGUAUUUGUCUUCGAACAUUUGUAACUGCUCAAACUGUGGCAUCUGUUUGUUCUUCCUUUUUUUUUUGUACUGAAAAAUGUAGAAGAUAAUUAGUUUACUGUACCAUUAACUUACAGUAUAUGCUUUCAAUUCAUCAAUGUUGUGUAAUGCCUGUGUUCAACAGGCAUAAAGACCAUGUUUUAAUUUCCCUCACUCUUUUGAGGUUACUGUGUUUGUGUGGGAAGGAGUGUGAACUCUUUCCUUACUUACAACCCUUCUACCACAAUUGGAUUAUAAGUCAAAACACAACUUAUGAAAGACAGUAUUCACGCUGCUGUAUACUGUAUUUUGUGAGGAUAGAAAGAAUAACAGUAUAAAAUGGCAGAAGAAAUCUUUACUUUUAAAUUAUGGGAACAGAAACUGAGCAACUUUGUUAGUUGUUCACAGCUGCCUUGAAGUAAAUUAUAGUAACUGAAUUGUUGUCAUCAAUUUGACCAUUACUGAUCUAAGUGUUAAAGUUCAUUUCUGACGAAAGACGACAGACAGUCUGGCUAUUUUCUCAGAAAUGAGGAAAUUAUGAGGCAAUCCAAUGUCAGUGUGUUACCCAGAAACUGCAGCUAUCGUCAGUUCUGGGUCCCAGCUGUUUUUGUCCUUCAACUUUCACAGCUGUCUUUUGUUUGACUGUGGAGUAAAAGCAAAGAGACUGCUCUGAACGAGACAUAUCUUUUCAAACCACCCACGCCCCAUUCGAGGGAUAAGAGAUUUUCCUAUUUUCCCUUUUACCUUUGGGAUUGAUACAUGGAAUGUUAAGCCCGUUUUUUUCUUGAUGGUUUUUGCAACAUGUGAAAGCAGCGUUCAAAACUUAAUUACAGAGCAUUUCUCCCUCCGCACUGGUUUUUAUUGUUGACAUACUGUAUGAACCAAUGCUGUAGCAGAUGUAUUCAUAAAGCUAUGCGUCACAUGUUGUGCUUGUGAUAUUUGGUGUGAGCACUGUCUUUGAAGAUGUAUUUGUAAUGACAGUUAGAUAUGUAAUAAAGUGUUACAUAAUAA